AUGCGUUCCGAUCAUUUGCACACGGAAAGAUGCGCACUGAUCAUUUGCACAUUGAAAGAUGUGCACCAAUCGGAUCCAGUACACUUGACCGACAAUCACUUGAUCAACAGUUCAUUUGACCGACACCGUUUGGCCGACAGCACACUUGGCCGACAGUAUCACUUAAUCGACAAUUACAUGAUCGACAACGCGCAUCCCGAUAGCGCACAUCCCGUUAGCGCACAUCCCGAUAGCGCACAUUCCCUUAGCGCGCAUCCCGAUAGCGCACAUCUCGUUAGCGCACGUCCCGAUAGUGUACAUCCCGAUAGCGCGAGUGAGUUUCAGAUGUGCACAGAUCAAAGUGAACACAACAGGCUGAAUGAAACGGACACAGAUCGAAACGAAUUCACCCUGGUUGCAAUGGAAGCGUCCCAGAUGCGCACAGAUCGAAACAGACACCACCAAUCAGAUUGCUGA
This is a messenger RNA of Monomorium pharaonis (pharaoh ant), 456 nucleotides long. Its product is annotated as histidine-rich protein PFHRP-III-like. Bases 1 to 456 code for a protein of 151 amino acids. The transcript has 2 exons. Lineage: Eukaryota; Metazoa; Arthropoda; Insecta; Hymenoptera; Formicidae. The record is from RefSeq and is a predicted model, not a curated record.